Messenger RNA from Drosophila busckii, 1143 nucleotides. RefSeq lists its product as uncharacterized. Bases 112 to 966 code for a protein of 284 amino acids. Lineage: Eukaryota; Metazoa; Arthropoda; Insecta; Diptera; Drosophilidae. The record is from RefSeq and is a predicted model, not a curated record. Gene Ontology annotation, biological process: regulation of DNA-templated transcription. The transcript has a single exon.
UUGACACACACACUUGUGUUGUUAACUAUUUAUUUAUAUUUCGUCGCGCUCAUUUCAAACAAAAUUCUAAUUUAGCCACUAAAUUGCUAAACGUGCAACUCGAGCGAGGCCAUGAGCUAUACUAACUUAUUACCCUACAGCGUGGACGGCUAUCAGCGCAUUAGCUACAAUCACAAUCACAAUCACAAUCACAAUUACAAGCAAGUGAGUGGGACUGGAGGUGUGGAGUGUGGGAGUGAGUAUGGGCGAGCGGGUGAGAGUGACAGCAGAAAUCGCGGAGACGGCAGCAGCCGAGCUGAGAAUAUUGUGAUAAGCAAGGAGCUGAUGCUCGGCUGCAAGCCGGAGAAGGCGGAUGACUUCAGGCCGUGCAUAUUCGAGCCGACCUGGUGCGUCUAUAUCAGAGCACUGGACAAUGUGGACAUGGGUCGCUAUGUGAGGCGCGUGACGUUUCGCAUGUCGCCGCGUCUGCCGCUGCGACUGCAAGUGGCGGAUGCUUCGCCGUUUGAGAUCACCGAAGUGCUCAGCACCGACUUUCCCAUUGAGCUGCAGGUGGAGUAUCUGGAGCCGGGCAUGUCAUCCACCACAUAUGUCUACAAGCCGAACGACGUCUUCGAUGGACUCUACAAUGUGGAUGCGCGCAUGAAUUUCAAGGGACACGAGCGCCGGGACAAAAUGUAUUUCGUCAAUCCCAAUGCAGAGAUGAAGCUGAGUCUGAGCACCCCAGCGCCGCCGCCACUGGCGCCAGCUAAGCGGCAGCUCAAGCUGCGACUGCCUCAGCCACAGCCACAGGCGCAGCUGAACAAGAAGCUGAAGUCGGCGCGACUUGCUUUCGAUAUAUGGCAAACGCCACAGCCAAAGAGCAGCGCACCCACUGGCCCCCAGCCCAGCAGCGCAGCAGACGCAAGCGAAAGCCAAAGCGUCGACAAGCCCGCGCCCCCCCGACCCAUUUUCAAUGUACGUGUCUAGCAGCAGCAGCAGCAGCAGCAGCAGCAGCAGCUUGAGGGUUGUCAGUUCUUUUUGCUUUUGGCAACGCCUUUCGCCAGCUUUGAGGGUUGAUUUCAAAUUCCCAACAAUUCCCAGCAGCAGCAAUUGCUGCUGUUCAUUUGUCAGUCGGCAGUCAGAGUGAACGUACGUGUAGUUCCA